Molecule: messenger RNA, 8070 nt
Organism: Nyctereutes procyonoides (raccoon dog)
Lineage: Eukaryota; Metazoa; Chordata; Mammalia; Carnivora; Canidae
Gene: TNR
Product: tenascin R
Exons: 23
Coding region: 257-4333 (1358 amino acids)
Molecular function (GO): protein binding
Source: RefSeq, a predicted model, not a curated record
CUCUAGGUGAGCGCAUCAGCUGGUUCCAGCCGCACAGACAAGAAUUCUCUUCGCAGGAAGCUCCUCUCGCUCCCCUGCCGCCCACCCUCAGCCGGGUGGACAUAUCAUUGCACCUGCACAGAAGCCAGGCCUCUUGGAGCUAGGGUUGAAGAGCGUGUGGGAAAGAGAAGACAUUGAAGACACGGUCACUAAAGAUUCCCCAACUCCGUGUUGUGUGCGGCAGGCUGCUCUUGAACCCUGAGCUCUGGCGGAGAGGAUGGGGGUGGACGGGGAAACGGUGGUCCUGAAGAACAUGCUCAUUGGCGUCAACCUUAUCCUCCUGGGCUCCCUGCUCAAGCCCUCCGAGUGUCAGCUGGAGGUCACCACCGAAAGGGUCCAGGGACAGGCGGUGGAGGAGGAAGGAGGGGCGGCCAGCUACAACGCCUCGGGCAAAGAGCAGCCGAUGGUCUUCAACCACGUGUACAACAUCAACGUGCCCCUGGACAGCCUCUGCUCCUCGGGGCUGGAGGCCUCGGCCGAGCAGGACGUGAGCACCGAAGACGAGCCGCUGGCGCAGUACACGGGCCAGACGUCCGACCGCGAGAGCCAGGUCACCUUCACCCACAAGAUCAACCUCCCCAAAAAGGCCUGCCCGUGCGCCGGCUCGGCCCGGGUGCUGCAGGAGCUGCUGAAUCGGAUCGAGAUGCUGGAGAGGGAGGUGUCGCUGCUGCGGGACCAGUGCACCACCAACUGCUGCCCAGAAAGCGCCGCCACAGGACAACUGGACUACAUCCCUCACUGUAGUGGCCACGGCAACUUUAGCCUCCAGUCCUGCGGCUGCAUCUGCAAUGAAGGCUGGUUCGGCAAGAACUGCUCCGAGCCCUACUGCCCGCUGGGCUGCUCCAGCCGGGGCGUAUGUGUGGACGGCCAGUGCGUCUGUGACAGCGAGUACAGCGGGGGCGACUGCUCUGAGCUCCGGUGCCCGACAGACUGCAGCUCCCGGGGGCUCUGCGUAGAUGGAGAGUGUGUCUGUGAAGAGCCCUACACAGGCGAGGACUGCAGUGAGCUGAGGUGCCCCGGGGACUGUUCGGGGCAGGGGAGAUGCGCCAAUGGCACCUGCUUCUGCCAGGAGGGCUACAUGGGGGAGGACUGCAGUCAACGGCAGUGUCUGAACGCCUGCAGCGGGCGAGGUCACUGCCAGGAGGGGCUUUGCUUCUGUGAAGACGGCUACCUGGGCCCUGACUGUUCGGCAGUUGCCCCUCCAGAGGACUUGCGAGUGGCUGGUAUCAGCGACAGGUCCAUUGAGCUGGAAUGGGACAGGCCGAUGGCAGUGACGGAAUAUGUGAUCUCUUACCAGCCGAUGGCCCUGGGGGGCCUCCAGCUCCAGCAGCGGGUACCUGGAGAUUGGAGUGGUGUCACCAUCACGGAGCUGGAGCCAGGUCUCACCUACAACAUCAGCGUCUACGCUGUCAUUAGCAACAUCCUCAGCCUUCCCAUCACUGCCAAGGUGGCCACCCAUCUCUCCACUCCUCAAGGGCUACACUUCAAGACGAUCACAGAGACUACCGUGGAAGUGCAGUGGGAGCCCUUUUCAUUCUCCUUUGAUGGGUGGGAGAUCAGCUUCAUUCCAAAGAAUAAUGAAGGAGGGGUGAUUGCUCAGCUCCCCAGUGAUGUUACAUCCUUCAAUCAGACAGGACUAAAGCCUGGGGAGGAAUACAUUGUCAAUGUGGUGGCUCUGAAAGAGCAAGCCCGGAGCCUCCCUACCUCGGCCAGCGUCUCUACUGUCAUUGAUGGACCUACACAGAUCCUGGUUCGAGAUGUCUCAGACACUGUGGCCUUCGUGGAGUGGACCCCACCUCGAGCCAAAGUCGAUUUCAUUCUCUUGAAGUACGGCUUGGUGGGUGGGGAAGGCGGGAAGACCACCUUCCGGCUACAGCCUCCCCUGAGUCAAUACUCAGUGCAGGCCCUACGGCCAGGGUCCCGCUAUGAGGUGUGGGUCAGCGCUGUCCGUGGUGCCAACGAGAGCCAGUCCACGACCACCCAGUUCACCACAGAGAUUGAUGCCCCCAAGAACCUGAGAGUGGGCUCCCACACGGCAACCAGCCUUGACCUCGAGUGGGACAACAGCGAAGCAGAGGUCCAGGAGUACAAAGUUGUGUAUAGCACCCUGGCGGGUGAGCAGUACCACGAGCUGCUUGUCCCCAAGAGCGUGGGUCCCACCACCCGAGCCACACUCACAGAUCUGGUGCCUGGCACGGAGUAUGGAGUUGGAAUAUCUGCUGUCAUGAACUCACAGCAAAGUGUGCCAGCCACCAUGAAUGCCAGGACUGAACUUGACAGUCCCCGGGACCUCAUGGUGACUGCCUCCUCGGAAACCUCCAUCUCCCUCAUCUGGACCAAGGCCAGUGGCCCCAUUGAUCACUACCGAAUUACCUUUACCCCAUCCUCCGGGAUCGCCUCAGAAGUCACUGUGCCCAAGGACAGGACCUCAUACACAUUGACAGAUCUGGAGCCUGGAGCAGAAUACAUCAUUUCAAUCACUGCUGAGAGGGGUCGGCAGCAAAGUUUCGAGUCCACUGUGGAUGCCUUCACAGGCUUCCGCCCCAUCUCCCAUUUGCACUUUUCUCACGUGACCUCCUCCAGUGUAAACAUAACCUGGAGUGACCCAUCCCCUCCAGCAGACAGACUCAUUCUGAACUACAGCCCUCGCGAUGAAGAGGAAGAGAUGACAGAGGUCUCUCUGGAUGCUACCAAGAGGCAUACUGUCCUGAUGGGUCUGCAGCCAGCUACUGAGUACAUUGUGAACCUGGUAGCAGUCCACGGAACAGUGACCUCUGAGCCCAUCGUGGGCUCCAUCACCACAGGAAUUGAUCCUCCCAAAGACAUCACAAUUAGCAAUGUGACGAAGGACUCAGUUAUGGUCUCCUGGAGCCCUCCUGUUGCACCUUUUGAUUACUACCGAGUAUCAUAUCGGCCAACACAAGUUGGACGACUGGACAGUUCAGUGGUGCCCAACACAGUGACGGAAUUCACCAUUACCAAACUGUAUCCAGCCACUGAGUAUGAAAUCAGUCUCAACAGUGUACGGGGCAGGGAGGAGAGUGAGCGCAUCUGUACCCUCAUUCACACAGCCAUGGACAACCCUGUGGAUCUGACUGCUACCAACAUUACUCCAACAGAAGCCCUGCUGCAGUGGAAGGCACCAGUGGGUGAAGUGGAGAACUAUGUCAUUAUUCUCACACACUUUGCAGUUGCUGGGGAGACCAUCCUGGUUGAUGGCGGCAGUGAGGAAUUCCAGCUUGUUGGCCUGCUUCCUAGCACCCACUAUACUGUCAGCAUGUAUGCCGCCAGUGGGCCUCUCACCAGUGGUACCAUCAGCACCAACUUCUCUACCCUCCUGGACCCUCCUGCAAACCUGACAGCCAGUGAAGUCACCAGACAAAGUGCCCUGAUCUCCUGGCAGCCUCCCAGAGCAGAGAUUGAAAACUACAUCUUAACUUACAAAUCCACUGAUGGAAGCCGCAAGGAGCUGAUUGUGGAUGCAGAGGACACGUGGAUCCGAUUGGAGGGCCUGUCUGAGAGCACGGAUUACACAGUGCUCCUGCAGGCAGCGCAGGACACCGCCCGGAGCAGCCUCACCUCUGCCACCUUCACCACAGGGGGCCGAGUGUUUCCUCAUCCUCAAGACUGUGCCCAGCAUUUGAUGAAUGGAGACACUCUGAGUGGGGUUUACACCAUUUUUCUCAAUGGAGAGCUAAGCCGGAAGUUACAGGUGUACUGCGACAUGACCACGGAUGGGGGUGGAUGGAUUGUGUUCCAGAGACGACAGAAUGGCCAAACUGACUUUUUCCGGAAAUGGGCUGAGUACCGUGUUGGCUUCGGGAACCUGGAGGAUGAGUUUUGGCUGGGGCUGGACAACAUACACAGGAUCACAUCCCAGGGCCGCUACGAGCUGCGCGUGGACAUGCGGGACGGCCAGGAGGCUGCCUUCGCCUACUACGACAAGUUCUCCGUGGAGGAUGCUAGAAGCCUGUACAAGCUGCGUCUAGGAGGCUACAAUGGCACUGCAGGGGACUCCCUCAGCUAUCAUCAGGGGCGCCCUUUCUCCACAGAGGACAGAGACAAUGAUGUUGCUGUUACCAACUGCGCCAUGUCUUACAAGGGGGCCUGGUGGUACAAGAACUGCCACCGGACCAACCUCAAUGGGAAAUAUGGAGAGUCCAGGCACAGUCAGGGGAUCAACUGGUACCACUGGAAAGGCCACGAGUUCUCCAUCCCUUUCGUGGAGAUGAAGAUGCGCCCCUAUAAUCACCGUCUCCCAGCGGGGCGGAAACGGCGGUCCUUGCAGUUCUGAGCAGCAGUGGCCCGGGCCGACUGACCCUUUCUGUCAUUUGUUUGUAUUUUAUAAUAUGAGACAAGGGGUGGGGGGUAAGAGUACUGUGCUUUGCAACAUUUGAAGGGCGUUCAAGGAAGCAGGACAUAGCUGCUUGCGGUUUCUGCUGUCCCGGGCCUGGGCCUCGGUCUCCACGCUCCCUCCCACCCAGUCAUCCCUAACCUUUGCCUCCCUUCCCACUAAGGAGGGAAAGUCAGAAACAUUUUAAAGAGACCCAUGGAAAGGCAGGUCCCAGAAUCAGAUUGCUAUGGCAACAGGCCUUCUUUUCCUGCCCUCCUAGGAGUUGCCUGGCAUUCAGGUAUCCGUGCUCAGGUUACCGCCUUGGAUGGUCAGAUUCUCACAGCAGCCCCUGGGAGAAGCCUCGGGAAGAGAGCUCUGCCAUCCACACCCCUUGAGAGGAAGCAGAUGAACCUCACCCCAUCCCAACCACCCAAGUCCUUUUCAAUGGGCCAAAGAUUCUCAUUGCCUGACACUCUUACCAGCGAAGUGUCCUAUUACCUUUUAAGAGCAGUCGUCUCCUUCCCCAUCCCAAGCAAUUCUGUGCCUAUGUCCAUCUUACCCUUAGACUCCCAUGGUCCCACAAGCCCAAGGCAUUGUCCACACCUGGCCCCAGGCUGCACAGUGGCCGUGUCCCUGAGGGUCCUAAGUCCUUGCUCCCUCUCUUGGGUCAAACGGAAGAACUUCCUUUUGUGGGCGAAAGGGUCUCGGAGAUGGUGGCAGUUUUCACCCUUUGGGGUCAGACAUUGAGGAAAGGACAAUAGUAGAAAUCAGGGCAUCUGCCAUUUGAGAUUAUGGUCCCAUGGGAAACAGAGAUCUUACCUGGCUCUAUUUUCGUGUUUCUAGUCCUAUCUGUCAUGGAUUUUCUUUUCUUUUCUUUUUUCUGAAUUGCAAACAGAAGGCCUCAUUUCUGUCUUCAGCCAGGCUCUCCUUAAUGUGGGUGGCUUAUUAAGAGUCAGAAGAAGUUAUGUGAUCAGCCAGCCAUUCCUUUGACUGACAAUUCCUGGAAAGAGGUGAAAUUCAUGGGGAGUUGUUUUUGUUUUUUGCUCCUUUUUUUUUUUUGGUCCUGUGGGAAAUAGGAAUGACCUCUCUAAUGAGUUGGCAUCAUGAGAAGCCUUUCUCCAUCUUCUUUUAUUAUUCUGCCUCUGAGAGGAAAAAUGAAAAGUGCCAGAGGAAAUUACAUCUGGAAAUCCAAAGGUGAACAGGGGACGACUGUGGGCCUACCUCCCAUUUUAUGAGAUGUGCUCUCUUCACUACCAUGAUUUGAUUUUUAAGCCCAAGAGAGCUGGAGGCUCUAGAAACCAUGACCCUUUGACUUCUCCAAAUCAAAUGUCAGAUGCAGCCAUCCCUGCAGCCUCUACCAAAAUCCAUAGCCAGCUCCCCAGUUGCCCUCCCCUUGCCCCUCCUCAUGGUCCUGCAGGUCCCACUUUUGUUAUCUGUAAUCCCCAUGGUUAGCCAAACUAGGGCAUCGUGUUCCUUUCCCAACCAGUUGCUGGAAAAGCCUGAGAGCUGGCAGUUUCCUAAUGGAAAUAGCUGCACUCUAACAUGAUUCUGAUCCCCAAGAAAAGAUAGUCCCUUGGGCUGCUGAUCACACUUUAUGCUUACAAACCCCGGGGCUGGGACGUGGAGGCCACAUAGACACUUCCUCAGGUUAGCUUGGGCUCCAAAAGAAACCCAAACCCCUUGUCCUACUAGAAGGAGGACAAGGAAGAAAGAGAAACAGUCCUUUCAAGAAAUGUGUAAACUGAGAGACUGAGCUAGAGAAUGGAACACACCAGGGAUGACUAGGAAAGGAAGCAAGGGCUAAGGUAUAGGCCCCUCCUCUGCCAUGUCAUUGGCUCUGUGACAUCAUUGUUUUCUCACUCUGUGUGGGACUCAGUUCCCCCUCCCCCAGAGGGUUGAAUGAAAGUUUAGACUAGAAUGGCCACCAACUUCCUUUUCAGUUUUGAUGGUCAGUAGUGCAAGUUUCCGACCUGAAAAUCUAAGUAGAAAUGGGCAUUGAUGAGAGAGUGCAAUUAAGUAAUGAAAAUUCACCAGAAGCCCUGCUUUUUUAGGGAAAGAGAGAUGGAAGGAAGGAGGGAAGGAAGGAAGGAAGGAAGGAAGGAAGGAAGGAAGGAAGGAAGGAAAGAAGGAAGGAAGGAAGGCUGAGAUCAUAAAUAAACACACACACACACACACACACACAGGAAAAAAACAUUGCAGAAAAGGUAAUGUCAAGUAAGAGGCUGAGUUGAUUUUGCCCAUAAAAGCAGAUUCGGGGGCCUGGUUGGUGCCAGGACAGCCUACCUCAUCAAGGCAACUGACACACAAAAAAAGAUUAGGAGUCCUUAUGUGGUCAAUUCAGGUGAAAGCUAGGAAGUAUCAGAGGAAACCAAAACCCACCUUCCUUUCAUUACAACCAUUUUACCCUAUGGAACAUUUUUAUAAAUAGUAUCAGCAGCAUUGCCUGAAUUCAUUUCAAAAACUUUUAAAGCAAGAAAAAGACUUCAAAGAUUAGCUCACCCAACCUCCUAUAAAAGGAUGUAUACAUUGCUUUUAUUAAAUUGAGUGAUUUUCUCACGAGUUUUCUCCAUCUUCAAGAGGCACUGUGCCCCGUUCUCUCCUCAAGAUCCAUGAUCAACUAAACUCAGAGCUUCUUAAUUUUACUCACUGAUUCCUGCUUAUUUUGUUCCUCCAAAUUUAUAUUCUUCCCAAGGGUGGAUCCAGUAAACAUACUCACAAAGCACUGACCUACACACACCACUUUCUCUUGCGGGACUGACAGGGCAAGAAGUGGACCCUGCGUAGAGGCAAUUUAACUGUGGGAUUAGGAUUUAAUCCCAAUCCUAAUCACAGGUGUUUACAAACAAAACCUCCCAAGGACUGCAACAGAUCCACUACCUAGAUCCAAGAUCCAGAUAGUUUUGCCUUUUCUCAUUUCGCCAUUAGAUAAAGAUAGUUCCCAAGAGAGUUACUCACAUUCUCCAGGUUUCUUUCUGGACGGUGGGGGAAGGAGAUGGAGACAACAAAUCUGUUGGCCUUGUAGACUGGAUUUAAAUGGAGGAGGGAGACUUGCUAGGUGUGGCCACAAGGUGGCAAUCACCACCACCCCCAUCUCCCCCCACCCCAAAUCGCCGCUGGUAACUGAAACCUGGUGGGGAUUGAGGACAGCAAGCCCCUCAGGGGUUUCCAGGAGAACUCAGACCAAAACAAGUUUCAGGAAAACCAACCAACAGAUUUCCACAGGAGGCUGAACUGUAAAAGAAGAACAGUAAAAAUGGCAGCAAAGAAAUGCAGGGCCAACUUCCAUGAAUAGUUAAAUCCACCCUACCCGUCUCCCCUGGGCUGCUCCAGAAGUGCUAAGACCCCUCCCACCCGGUUCCCUGGAAACCAACCAGCAACCCUCAUGUGGAAAACUGUUAUUUCAAAGACAAACCUGAAGAACCAAGGUUGCCAAUGAGCUCAAUGCCAAACCAAACAACUCUAAUCACAUUUAUAGUUUUAAAAUCCAGUCCCAGAACAGAGCUGUAGAUUAAGGAACACUAGGUCAUUAUGGAAUUUUUUCAAAGAGCUCUUUUAAAAGCAUCAGUUGAGAAACGAUUUAUGAGCUCCUCUUUGUCCCUUCCUCUGGAAAGAAAGUGGAACCUGUGAGCAGUAGAUGCCCCAAGCUGGGGAGGCUGAAAUAGACCAGCCCGUGAUCUGGACUCGCAAGUAUUCCUGGG